GAUUUGUAUUACAACAAAAACAAAUCGAUACAUAGCAUUGUUCCGCUUUGCCCCUCAUACGCCUCGCCAUUCUAGCGAAUUGAGCGUCAUUCGCCAGAGCACGCAGUCAAAUCAGUUUGUUUACAUUGCCUAAAUGGCCAACAAUUAUGUUGAAGCUGUAUUUGCGGUAGUGCACAAGUCUAUUUGGUGGUGUAAUUGACUCUCUUCAACUCUCUUCACAUACAACCACUUACAGGCGUUCAUAUGAAGGGAGCGCGCCGUAGUGCGCAUAUACAGACAAAAGGAUUGGCAAAAGGCGCAAGGAUUUUCAGGCAUUUUUACACGGAUUACAGUACGAAGUGAACAACCGUGGCGACAACAAAUAAUAAAAUCAUUUCUUGGUUGGCAAAAUUUUAUAAAAAACAUAAAAAGUGCGGUUUUAACGCAAAAUAUAAAUAUGCAGUGAAAUAGGAAACAAAGAUAGUAUCAAAGCAGUGUCGUGUGUGAAGAAUUAACACAUUCAACAAUUAUUAGUAUUUUAAAUGCACCGCCAUGUUGCAGUAAUGCUUUUUCUUUUGCACAAAGUCAGUGAUUCCAACGAGGGUAGUGAGCAAGGAAGUUUAUAUCAACCAGUGUGUCGGUUUACUUAACAGAAACGAUGGCGGCAGAAAACUAUCAUUUGAAAUGGGACUCACAUUUGUCUUAUUUGAAUUCUUCAGUUGCCACACUUUACAAAAAUGAGAAGUUCGCCGAUGUUGUGCUCUACAGUUCCAGCAGCAGUAGCGCCAGUGGAAGUGGCACAGAGAGUGGCAUACCAACAGUGGGUAUAUCAGCGCACAAAUUUAUACUCAGCUCGUGUAGUCAGUUUUUUGCAACGAUGUUCGAAACCGCACCAAUAUCCUCGCCCAACGGCGUGCUCUACGUUGUGCUUCCGCCAGAACUAAGCCACCGCGCUAUACAAAUACUAGUACAAUAUAUGUACAGUGGCGAGGCCACAGUCGCCAAUGAUAUACUUAAUGAAGUUUUACGUGGCGGAGAAAUUUUAAAAAUUCGUGGCCUAUGUCGCACCUCCUCCACGUCAUCAAAUUCGCACAAUGCUUCAACGCGCGUCAACGAAACACUAAUAGCUAACGGCGUUGGCACACAUUAUAUACAAAGUGCAGGUAAUCGCCAAGAGUCAUUACCAUCUCUUACACACUCGCAUAUGUCCAGUGCACAUGGGGGCGAUAUGUAUAUUGUUAACAAAUGUCCAAAUGGUGCUGGUGGUGGCAAUUGUGGACAACGUUAUCAUGCCAUGGAACAUUUGCAGCAACCUGUGACGCAAACAGUGCCGACGCAACAAACACACGCACAACAAAUACAACAAACACAUCACCAGUUUCGUGGCUUGGGCGCCUCCGUACUGCCCAAGGAUAGUCCAGUGAUAGUAAAGUCACCGAAAUUGUCACAGCUUGGGUUAUUAUCCGCUGCAGCGUCGAGUAGUAAGCAUCUUACGGGCUGUGGUAUAACGGUAAACAAAGAAGUUGCUAUAGAUCCCGAUGAAAAAUGCUGCUAUCGAUUGAAUCAGCUUCAAGUGGAAACUCCUUUGUGCAACGAAAUUGGCUGUACGGGCGGCUGUCCCAUUUCCAUGGAGAAUGAGCAGGUGAGGCGACAACAACGCAGACAAAACGAUGAAAAUAUGCGCGCAACUGUGGUAGAGCAGCAAUUGGAGCGAGAGUAUACAGAGCGACAGCGUCCACCAGCCGACGAAGAAGAACAAAAUAAUGACAUUGACAUGCCCAAUUAUGACAGACAGCUGCGACGCAGUAGUGGCGGCAGCACCGGGGAGCGCAUGCGCGAUUACUUCGUAUCAGAUUCCUAUGAGCACACCAACACAACAUCCACGAAAAGUCACUAUACGGAGCAGGUCAGCGGCAGCAGAUUGUCGAACGCAUCGCCCAUGCCUCACACACAAACUUUUCUCGCCAUAAAACAAGAGCCAACCGACUGGACCACAAACGCUUCCGCAACAGACAAUGCACACACCGAUUUAGCGUCACGGCCCAAAACACCGCUGCGUUCGCCAAAACAACCGUUAGAUUUUAAAAUGCCACCUGGCAGUACAACUGUCAAACUUGAAGUCGGCGCACAUUCCCAUAGUCCACACAGCGAACAGGACACGAACACCCAAGAUGAUAUCGACUAUGAAACACGUCUCGCGUGCGAAACGUGCAAACAAUCCUUUGAUGAACCUAAAUCUUGGGUGCGUCAUCUGGAGUCGCACACCGUUAACGCGGCAACAACAGCAGCAGAUACGGUAACGGUAAAUGUGACUUGCGGUACAACGAAUAACAUGAAUAGCACAAGCAUAAGCAAUAACAUACCCAAUGGCGGGGAGGCAUUAGUCAAGUCAUAUGUGCCCAAAAAGCGGCGACGAGUAUCGCAGCAGGAGAACAACGCGGGUCAUGUGACGCUCUGCUGUGACUUGUGUUCAAUCUCCUUUGAGACCCCUGCAGACUGGGUGCGCCAUCUGAACAACGAACACACCGAAAUCGAGUUGGCCAUGUUCAACAGCAAAAAGGACAAUGAGCAGAAAAGUUCGGGCAACAACAACCACCAAAACCUGCAACAAUUGCACCUCAAACGUUACACCCAUCGCUCGACGUAUGAUCAGCCCGCCAACGAUACGCAACCGUUAGCAGUAACUUCAACAGCGCCAUCCACGUCCAACUUUUCGGAGCGUACAGAAGCUUGUAACAAAAAGUUUUCCACGCACAGCGGCGUUUUGACGCACAAACGUAAUCACAACAGUGCACUGAAUGGUGUCAGCGUGAGUGUGAGCACUAGUGUAGCAUCCACAUCAUCCGGUGGAGCAGAUGUAAGUGUGAUUAGCAGCGUGGCCAGCAGUUUACCAAACGAACAAAUAAGCACUUCGUCGCAAGCUUGAUACAGUCGUAGAUGUCGUAAGGAUGCACAAAACGCUUGAAAAGAACGCGCUUCUGCCAACGAUUGCAUGGCAUAGAAGAAUGCACAAAACGCUUGAGCAGCCCAACGUUUUGCCAGAGAUUACAAGUGGAGUGAGAAUCAUUACCUAAGUCGUUCCAAAUCUAAACUAAUGAUGAAAUCAUACCAACCAAACUAUUUUAAUCAAAAUUUUUACAAAACUAUAAAUGGCAUCAGGAGUACAGUUAAAAUGUUUUAAAAUAUAUAAAUGAAAACAAAAACAAAACAAAAAAAACGUACACACACAUAUACUUUGGAUCACUUUGCAGCAACGAAAAAACAUUAUUAAUGACUUCCGAAGGUGAAUAUAUUGUAAAAAAAA
Bactrocera tryoni is the source of this 3283-nucleotide messenger RNA. RefSeq lists its product as uncharacterized. The transcript has 9 exons. Gene Ontology annotation, cellular component: nucleus. Gene Ontology annotation, molecular function: protein binding. The record is from RefSeq and is a predicted model, not a curated record. Gene Ontology annotation, biological process: regulation of transcription by RNA polymerase II. The coding region runs from base 638 to 2905 and encodes 755 amino acids. NCBI's taxonomy places the organism in Eukaryota, Metazoa, Arthropoda, Insecta, Diptera, Tephritidae.